GGGUUGGCUCGAACCCAGGCGCGUGGUUCCUUGGAACCCAGGCAUGGGGUUCCUUGGAACCCUGGCACUGGGUUUGAUCAAACCUUGGCGUUGGGUUCCUUGGAACCCAGGCCUGGGUUCGUUGGAACCUUGGCGCGGGGUUCGUUUGAACCUUGGCACUAGGUUCCUUGGAACCCAGCCACUAGGUUCAUUCGAACCCAGGUGUGGGGUUCCUGGUAACCUUGGCGUUGGGUGGAACCCAGGCCUGGGCACGGGGUUCCUCGGAACCCAGGCGUUGGGUUCUCGAACGAACCCAGGCGCAGGGUUUGUUGGAACCCUGGCGCUGGGUUCGUUGAAACCUAGCGCCUGGGUUCGAACAAACCCCGUGCUAGUUGUCUCGGAGGAGGCAAAGAGAGGGAAAAGAAGGAUGAAUGAAGAAGAUUCAAGAAAGAGGAUGUUGGAGGAAGAAGAUGAGGGUAAAAUUGUCAUUUUGCCCCUCCCCUUGCCACCUAUUCAUCUUCAGUCUUAUUUAUCAAAUCACUUCUCUAGCACUCCCUUAACCUCAACAAUCGCACCAUCUUCCUCAAUGAAAGUGAGUUCUUCGUCUCUAGUUUUGAACAUGCCCACCCUGAAAUUGAAGCUUACGACCUUCAGCACACCACCAAAACCUAAAUCAACCAUCACCACCAGUAGUACUCAUCGAGUCAAGGAUGUUACAUUGCCAGUAGUCACAGCCCCUCCUUCAUUGCCGACAUCCUCUGUUCCACAACUAGAGCCUUCCCCUAAUGUAGAAGUGCAAAAUCCAUCGCCCCUUAAAAGCUUUAAGGAUACUCUAGUCACUGGAUCUGUUCAAGCCAAUCAUCCUCUGUGUGAGAUUGAUAUGAUUGACUUAGGUUUGGGUUGCUAUACUGUGAAGUUUACCUCUAUGGAUGAUAGACAUCAGGCUCCAAAGAUUGCUAUAUGGGUACACUUUCCAAAACUGCCAACUGAGUAUUAUGAGGAACCAAUUCUUGGUUUGUUGGGGAAUAAAGUUGGUCGUACUAUCUCGGUAGAUGAAACUACCUUACUAGCCACCCACAGCCAAUAUGCAAAGGUGUGUGUAAAAGUUGAUUUAACUGAACAGUUGGUCUCGAUGAUAGAUUUCUAUCAUGGAGUAGACCUAACUCCCAUGCUUUUGACAGUAGCAUAUGAUCUGAAUAAUGUGUGUUUCCAUUGUGGUGAAUUUGGUCAUAAGAAGACGGUCUACCCUUAUCAACAACCUCUCGUGGUUGGUGACUUGCCAUCAGGAAUUGCACAGAAACCAGUUUUAGUGAAAUCUGCUAAUUUCGCCACUCCCGCCAAACCUUAUGGUUCUUGGAUGAUUAUAAGGGAUAAACCUCGAAGGCAAUCAAAUCAAAUCCCUAAAAUUCAAAUCUCUUUACUCAACGGUAAUUCAAGAGGUAAUAGAUUUGAAGCAAUCUUUAACUUGGAAAUGGAAUCUUCUUCAGUGGGAAAGGAUCUUGUCAUAGAGGUAACCCCACAUAAUGUGGUAGGAGAGGAGAUUUCAAACUCUAAAAAUCUAACUCAGGAAACCUUUAGAAUGGAGCUGGUGUUGAAGAAACCUACUCCACCUAAAAUUGUAAAAUGGGCUUGUUAGAAUAGAGGGCCAUUGUAAUC
Messenger RNA from Rubroshorea leprosula, 1635 nucleotides. The record is from the annotation of a GenBank genome assembly. Lineage: Eukaryota; Viridiplantae; Streptophyta; Magnoliopsida; Malvales; Dipterocarpaceae.